Molecule: messenger RNA, 1346 nt
Organism: Aspergillus heteromorphus CBS 117.55
Lineage: Eukaryota; Fungi; Ascomycota; Eurotiomycetes; Eurotiales; Aspergillaceae
Exons: 2
Coding region: 39-1124 (361 amino acids)
Biological process (GO): rRNA processing
Molecular function (GO): snoRNA binding
Source: RefSeq, a predicted model, not a curated record
GGGAAUUACAUGUCACACGGGGGUUUCUCUGAUACUCUAUGUUCUCUCAGAUCGUAACGGCGGCAAAGGGGCUAUUUUCUCGACAGGAAUCCGACGACGCUUCCUUGGAAAAAACUCACGCUACUUCCGGUGCCUCAUCAAGAACUGCCAGCGCCAACACCCGGAAAAUGGUCACGGCCACGAGACAGCGGAAAUUUACCGCUGAGCAACCAUCCACCGAGCCCAAUGCCAACGGCUCGAUCGAGACAAGUGGCAAGCGCAAAUCCAAGCCCGUCAGCUCCGAACCUACCGAGAUGCAGAACAACAAGCGGAGGAAGAGGGCCAGCCUAGAGGCGGCGCCAGAGACGGAGGGCAACCCCUCGAGUAAGAAGUCGAAGACGACGGAGGAUAAUGAGACGGAGCAGCAGGAAUCUUCGGCGCCAUCCUCGAAGACCAACCACUUCCGCUUUGGUAGCGAAGAGCCAGAAUUACCGGAGGUCGCUGCGACAGAAGAUACUACGGAGACGCAGCAAGAGGUUCAAGACAGUGAAGAUGAGAGCAGUGAUGACGAAGCCCCAGAGACUAUCGACAAUUCUGCACAAUUGUCGAAGAUCAGACUAGAAGCCAAGAGACAGGAGAGGGCCAAGCAAAUAGAGGAGCAACUGAAGAGGGACAAAAGAAAACAAUUGGACGAUCUGCGCAAAUCUCAAGCGAAGCUAUCAAAGAAGAAGGACGCCGACUUGCUGUCGGAAAGCACAGAAACCCUCCAGGGAACCACCACGCAAGACGCUCGCCGGUCGGCUCUCCCGGCUCUCCUUCCCGAUGACAUCUUGAACGCAGCACCUGACGUGCGGCCUCCGACGCCUCCUGCUGAGGAAAGGAGCAUGAUGCACACAAAGCCCAACAAGCUGAGGUUCCUGGACAAGAAGGAGAAGCUGCCGAAGGAUGUGAGAAUGGGUGAUGUCACCAUCCGUGUUCUGGACGACACCGUAUCGAAGAAGCACAACAGGCCUGCUCUCCCACCCAAGGCCUCGAAAACUGGGCGGAACGCCAAACAGAAUUGGCUCAACAAAUCCCGCAGCACAGGCAGCCUGAACGGGCUAAGACGAACGGCGGGCACAUCUUCGGGAUUUGUGCGCAAAUAGCAGGUCUUUGGCGCUUUUCCAUACCACCGCGAGAAUCGAUUUCAGUCUUCUAAUCAAAAGUUCGCUUAGAAUGCAGCGAGAGAUGUGGUUCAUGACAUAUAGAAACCAGCAGUUUGCUUUCCUGGGUUGAUAAUGCCCGCUCCUAGGCUAGAUAGAUAGUAAAGGAUCCGAAGCGAUCUGAUACGUAGCUUCGCUUCCUCGGUACCUUUCGUCCCUGAAUUG